Messenger RNA from Cuscuta europaea, 1396 nucleotides. Lineage: Eukaryota; Viridiplantae; Streptophyta; Magnoliopsida; Solanales; Convolvulaceae. The record is from the annotation of a GenBank genome assembly.
AAACCAAUGAGAUGAGGAGGAAGUAUAUUAAAGAAAAGUGACAAAUACAGCUGUGAUUAGAGGAGAGAGCGUUAUCCAAUAUCGACCCCCCACUAUAUAUAUAUACACACAUACAUAUUGACCCAUAGAACAAGUCUCACUUACUCACCUCCUUAUUUAAUUCUUUGCCCCUUUUACCACACUUAAAGAUAGGUGGCUCUAGCAGAAAGAUGGGAGGAAAAGUAGUAAUGCUUCUGGGAUUGGUGUUCAUAAGUCAUCUCCUGCUAGCUGUACACUGUGCUGUGCCCAGAAAACCUGUGGAUGUUCCUUUCUCUAAGAACUAUGUCCCAACUUGGGCUGCUGACCACAUCAAGUACUUCAAUGGUGGCCAAACUGUUGAUCUCAUUCUUGAUAGGAACUCUGGGACUGGGUUUCAGUCAAAGAACUCCUAUCUGUUUGGGCAUUUCAACAUGAGAAUGAGGCUUGUGGGAGGAGACUCUGCUGGAGUUGUCACUGCCUUCUAUUUAUCAUCGAACGGUGCAGAGCAUGAUGAGAUAGAUUUUGAGUUCUUGGGGAACCGGUCAGGGCAGCCCAUAACACUGCAAACCAAUGUAUUCACAGGCGGGCAGGGUAACCGAGAGCAAAGAGUCAAUCUUUGGUUUGACCCCACCACAGGCUUCCAUGACUACGCUGUUCUUUGGAACAUGUAUAUGAUUGUGUUUCUUGUUGAUAAUGUGCCCAUUAGGGUGUUCAAGAAUUCCAAGGAUUUGGGCCUAAAGUUCCCAUUCAACCAGCCCAUGAAGCUCUACUCAAGCUUGUGGAAUGCUGAUGAUUGGGCCACGAGAGGUGGGCUAGAGAAAACCGAUUGGUCCAAGGCCCCAUUCAAAGCAUCCUACACAUCCUUCCACGUGGACGGAUGCGACGCAACUUCCUCCCAAGAAGUCCACGUGUGCAACACGAGUGGCAAGAGGUGGUGGGACCAAAAGGUUUUCCAAGAUUUGGACGGUGAACAGUACAGAUUGCUCCGUUGGGUUCGUCAAAAAUAUACCAUCUACAAUUAUUGUUAUGAUAAGGCAAGGUACCCCACGGUUCCUACCGAAUGUGCCAAAUAUCGGGAUAUUUAAUGUGUUUGAGAAAUGACCCGAAUAUUGUACGAAAUAUUCGGGUCAUAAUUUCAUGGGAAUGAGCUCUUUGUAACUUUGUAUUGGUUACUAUGUUUGAAAAUUGAUGAGCCACAUCUUGCUCAUCCUUAUAUUUGGAGUGAGCAUAUUUCUACAAUAUUGUUUCUCUACCAUGAAGCCAUACGAUAUAUGCGUGGGAUAAAUGUAUUUAUGUAUUCCUUUAUAUCAAUGAAUAAAAGUUACAUAACUGUGUUAUCAUAAUUUCUUGGCUAUUAUAAUUACUCUUUGAUCAUCAA